This is a messenger RNA of Nothobranchius furzeri (turquoise killifish), 10320 nucleotides long. RefSeq names its product zinc finger protein 646. Gene Ontology annotation, molecular function: DNA-binding transcription activator activity, RNA polymerase II-specific; RNA polymerase II cis-regulatory region sequence-specific DNA binding. Gene Ontology annotation, cellular component: nucleus. The record is from RefSeq and is a predicted model, not a curated record. Gene Ontology annotation, biological process: regulation of transcription by RNA polymerase II. NCBI's taxonomy places the organism in Eukaryota, Metazoa, Chordata, Actinopteri, Cyprinodontiformes, Nothobranchiidae.
GCUGUUCCUGUCAGCCAGGCAGAAUAGCUGAAUCGCAACUUCUAACGCAGACUCAUACAGAGUCUUUGAUUUCUGAGUGAAUUAACUUAAGAAAGCGCAUCGACAAAACGCUUUUCCAUCGACGUGUACCGAGGGCAACUCUGGACCGGUUCCGUUCGACACCUACGUCUCCCCUGUCAGCCGCUGGUGUCAUCUGGAUGAACCAUCACCAUCCUCCAUGGCCCGGAUCCGAAAGAGGGUCCACAAGAGUUCGUGGAACCCCAUUGGCCGGUGUGACCCCCCCUCUAGGCCCGCCACCCUCCAAGGCGGGCCCUGAUUGACUUGCCCUGUACUGGAGGUGAACAUGGCCACUACCCUCUACUAAAGAACAAAGCAGCACUAUAUCCUCCUCCAUCCCACCCCUUCAUCACUGUUCAUUGCUCUUUGUGAACCGUGACCCCCCCCCCCACCCCCACCCCCCCACCCCCGGCUGUGCUGUAGAGUACUAUGGCAAUGCAUGAUAUGAGUCGAGCCAAGGGUUUCCCCUGUAAAGAAUGUGAUAUGGUCUGCCCGAGUACUCCAAGUCUUUUAGAGCAUAUGAAAGCACAUUAUCAGCAGGAAGAAAGUGGAAGAUUUGAGUGUGAGCAGUGUGGUCGCAUUUACAAGCACGCCGCAAGUCUAGCCAAUCAUAAAAAGUCUCACGAAGUUGGCUCUUUCCAGUGUCCAGUUUGUACGCGUACGCUGCCCAACGCAGUAGCUUUAAAAAACCACCUUCGGAUCCAUACUCUGUCUCCCAGCAGUGCACACGCCGAGGAGGAUAACGAGGAAACGCCCGAGGAGGCAGGCCACGACGAGAGAAACUAUAGCUUGGCUCAGGACCUCUCAGACGGGUUUGGUCGCUCCCAUUUGAACAAUAGUGGCAUGGGACAUAGUGUCCUGCCUCGCCACGAGACAGACGAACACGGUAAAAAAGUUUCCUCUGAAUCUGACAACGCCUGGGACAGGCCCUUUAAGUGUGACCAGUGUGACCGUACCUACAGACACCACGGAAGUCUGGUGAACCACAAGAAGUGUCACCAGCAGGGAACUUUUAAGUGUUCUGUGUGUUUCAAACAGUUCAGCAACCUGGCUGCCCUAAACGGCCACGAGAGAACUCACUCAAAGUUCAAGACGCCAGGGGCAUCGAUGGUAAGUGGCGGAAGUGGUGGCAGCAGCCACCACAAUUCUGAACGCAACACCAGCGCACAAUCCUCUCAGAGCGGCAGCUCCACCUCCUGUUUCUGCCACCUUUGCCAGAUAUCAUUGCCAACGAAGGCCGAAUUCCAGGAGCACAUCUUGCUGCACAAUACAGCCCCAUCCUCGCUUGGAUUGCCACGCGGCUUCCCUGGCAUCAUGCCUCACAACCUGAGUGCAGUACGGUCUCCAGCGUACACUCCAGCCCUGGGAGAUCCUCUGCCCCUUCCACCCCUGCCCACUGAAAAAAGAGGCCCAUAUGACCCCAUAAUGGGGCCCCCAGUCAACAACCCUAUAUACACUUGUGCAUAUUGUGGGGCAGGACACCCUGACCUAGAGACUUUAAAGGUCCACUAUCUGACCCACGAUCCUCACCCACCCUCUCACAGCCAGGACAGCUCUAUCCUCAACUCUGACACUCUCAGAUCUGGAUCACAGGGCUCGGUUGCAUCACCCUCUGGUGGCCGUGUACCUCAGGCCAAUUCUCCAGAUGAUGGCGAGCGUCGUUUCAAGUGUGGAGAGUGUGGCAAGAGUUACCGGCAUGCAGGGAGCCUGGUUAAUCACAAACGCUGCCAUCAGACAGGCCACUACCAGUGCACCAUCUGUUGCAAACAGUACCCUCACCUUGCAGCGUUACACAGCCACCUGCGUAGUCACAAGGGCCGCCCAUCCAACCAACCAAUUGGCAAUGACAGCAGUGACUGGCUAUCUUCUGAGCCGCUAACGUUGGACUCUCAGCAGAGUUAUGUCCAGGAAGGAAGUGGUGCCACCACUCCAAUCUCUCUGUCAGGAAACCUCGGGGAAGCCGCCCAUUUUGUGCCUGAUGGAGGCCACAGCAGUGGAUUGGACUCUCUGGAGUUCCAUGAUCGCUUUGAUGGCAGCUCAUUGUCCCAGAGCAGCUCUGCUCAUCGCCAGGCAGACAGACACGUGUGCGCAGAUUGCGGUGAGAUGUACGGAGAUGUUUCAGGAAUCAAGUCUCACAUGUGCCCCCGCCGCACCCAGCAGCAACCACAGUCACAGCAGCAGCAGGGCAACCUGUCCAAUGGUUUUAUGGGGAACAUGAACUACCACAGCUCUGGUGGGACCUCAUUGUCCUCAGGGAACUCUGGCAGUAUGAAGGAAGGCAGCAGCCAGAGACCCUACUCCCAGAGUGGAGGAAAAAGAAUUGGCAGCAACGACAAAGAGGAUGAUGAUAAUGGAGAAGUUUAUCAGUGUUCUAUAUGUGGCAACCAUUACGCCAGUCUUCGAGCUCUGAGGAGCCACUUGCGCAGCCAUGCCAAUAACCCAACAGGACCUGGACCAUCAAACAUGGAGCAGGACUGGCGGAUGAUUUGCUCCACUUGUGGCCAGACCUUUUCCAGGAAACAGGACCUUUUGAAUCACCAGUUAAUCCACGGCCCCCAGAGGUCGGACAGUCAGCACCAGGCUAUUGUUGGCUCAGCCAAUGGACGGAGCCACAUCUGUGUUGACUGUGGCAUGUUCUUUGCAGACCACCACCACCUAGUGACUCACUUGUGCCCCGGAAAGAACCGAGCUAGCUCGUUGAGCAAGUCGAGCCACCAUGGAGGCAAAAGUAUGUCAGGAGGGGAUGGGGCUGCUGGAGGAAGCAGUGAUGGUUGUGAUGGUCGCAGGCAAAUGGUUGACCAGAGUGACAAACCUCACAAGUGUGACCAAUGUGGACGAGGAUACAGACACCCCUGUUCACUCCUCAAUCACAAGAAGUCCCACAAAACGGGAGUUUUUCGCUGCCUAGUUUGCCAGAAACGCUACUACAACCUACUGGCUCUGAAGAAUCACCAAAGGACCCACUUCGACUUGAAGAGGCACAAGUGUGAAGAAUGUGGCAAAGCCUUCAAGAUCCAAAAACAGCUCAUCAACCACCUCCGUCUUCAUGAGGAGCACCGAGCCAAAGGUCUUGUCCGAACUGGUCCCAACGUUUCUCGCUUCCAGCAGCCUGGCCCAUCUCAAAUGCAGGCCAUAAGAGGAGACUCGUCGAAGGGCACUAUGAUGGGGGUCAAGUACAGCCACCAGGGCUUUAAGAAGCCCUAUUCAUCUGCUGGCACCUCCAGGCCCCAGAAGUUUGACCCUGCUGAAACUGGGCGGCGACCUUUUGCUUGUGAGGAGUGUGGAAAGACGUAUCGCCAUGCUGGCAGCCUGGCCAAUCACAAGAACCUUCACAAAAUUGGGGAGUACCACUGCAAUGUCUGCAAUUCCACCUACCCCAAUCGGCUGGCCAUGAAGAACCACCUCCGCCUCCACUUUGCCCAGAAGAAGCACAACUGUCAAGAGUGUGGCAAAGGCUUCCGCACCCAGAGGCAGCUCGCCACCCACACUACAGCUGGCCUCUGCAAAGGACCACAGGGCCCCGGGGCCCAGAUGGACUUUGAAUGCGAUGGCUGCUGUGAAGGUUUUGCCACGGCUGAUGCGCUUUCAGCUCAUGAUUGCCCGGCCCAGCACUUGCCUUCAUCGUCAUCCACCACCAGCAGCAGCUCUGCCAACAUCAGCAUGGAGAGAAACCCUGUGGACCUGGACUCAGAUGAGCGACCCUAUGCCUGUGACCUGUGCACCUGCACCUACAAACAUGCCAGCUCUCUGCUUAACCACAAGCACACCCACAAGACUGGCGACUUCCGCUGCAACUUUUGUGACAAACCCUACACCAACUAUAUGGCACUGCGAAAUCACAUGCGUAUCCACACACAGCGCAAGAAGCACAUCUGCCACACGUGUGGGAAAGCCUUUCGGCUGGCCAGGUUCCUGCGCAACCAUCAGAAGGUGCACGAGGAGGGUGCCACCCCGUUCGGCUGCCCCAGCUGUGGGAAGAGUUUCCAGGGGAGGUCCGGUCUGGCCCGUCAUCGCUGCGGGGACAACCAGGUAGGCAUGGAGGUCAGGAGGAAGGCCGCUGCAUCUGCGGGGGAGGAAGAGUGUCGGUACACAUGUGAUCAGUGCGGCCGCUCGUACCGCCACGCAAGCUCCCUCCUCAAUCACAAGAACACCCACACCGUUGGCAUCUAUCACUGCGCCGUGUGCCUCAAGACCUACAACAAUCUGCUUGCCCUCAAGAACCACCGCCGCAUUCACUCCGAGACUCGCCGCCAUCAAUGCCACGACUGCGGGAAGGCCUUCCGAGUCUCCUCGCAGCUCUACAACCACCGGCGUGUCCACCAGAAACAGCGGGAGCUGACCUGCCGGUCUUGCCAGCGAGCCUUCCCUACGCAGGCCAGCUUCAGGCUCCACAUGGAGAUCAGCCAUGGCCAGAUGCCACAGCCCCGCCAGCCCAGACACCCGCAGCCCCAACUGGGGGGGUCCCAGGAGCUGGGCUGGGGGUCGGGCCUGGACCUGACCUUGAUGCAAGAACAAGGACUCAACCCAGGCCGCUUGGCCAAAGCUCGUGGGCGAGAAGGUGGCAGAGACAUUACGAAGCCCCAUGUGUGCGACCAGUGUGGGCGGUCGUACCGCCAUGCCAGCUCCCUCCUCAACCACAAGAACAGCCACAAGACCGGGACCUUCUUCUGCUCCUCCUGCCAGAAGGAGUUCCCCAACCUCAUGUCCCUGAAGAACCACCGGCGCAUCCACACUGAGCCCAAACGCUACCAGUGUCCAGACUGUGGAAAGUCGUUCCGGGUGUCCACGCAGCUCAUCUGCCAUCGGCGGAUCCACACCAAGGAAAAGCCGUUCUCCUGCCAGCAGUGUGAUAAGCAGUUUUCCUCCAAGUCUAACUUGAGGCACCACAUGAAGGUGCACUGGAGCAGCUCCACACCCUUGGCUCCGCCCAGCUUUUUGGGCAUGCCCGGCGGCGCCUUCAUUUAGGUGAGGUGGCUGAGGUGGGACACAUGUUAAGGACGUGCCAAAUCAUAGCCUAACCUCUCCUCCUCUUCCUCACUAUGUGUGGACAGGCACACACACACACACACGCACGCACGCACACACACGCACACACACGCACACACACACGCAAACUGGCUUUUGCCCCGCCUCCUCCUUGCUGCAUGCUGCCCUCCCCCACAGUGACAGCCCGACCCGAUCUGAGACAGACUGACCUGUUCUGUGCUGCUUCCACUGGACGCCUUCUACAGCGUUUAAACCGUCUUCGCUCUGAAACUCGUAGCGUGAGUGGAGUUUGAUCCAUGUUCUUUCCACAGGCAGCAGUGACUCAUGGGAACUUUGGGACUUCAUGUGUGUGUGUCUGUGUGUGUUGCAGCAGCGAACACUUCCGCUUUUGUUGUUCACACACAUGAACUCAUCUGAUGGAUGUGCUGUGCUUCUGAGCACACACAAAACUAAAGAUUUGAACCCAUUUAAUCUUGUUUAACCCAUCUAAAACCGUUUACUGUUUCAGUUUGAUGUCGGUCCUCACAUUUGCUUUUAUCAGCAGCAACUUUUACUGUCGUUUAAAAUGUUUAAUCCGAAGAAGCUUGUUCAGCUUCACUGAAAUAUUUCCUAAUUUUUGUAAUGGUUGUUUUAUUUUAUAUCUUUUUCGUAUUUUAUUGAUGCUUGUCGGGAGACUUUUCUGGGUCAGUUGUGAACAUGUUUAGGUUCAAGUGCGAGCCAACAGAGCUCUGGGUUUAAAGAACGGCAUUUACAGUAGAUCCAGUUUGAAUGGGCUAAGGAAUAAUCAGCCAGAUGUUGGUUUACACGUGGAAAAGAAUUAGCAUAAAGUAAAGAUGAUUCUUGGAUUGGACUGAGUGAUAAGACAACACUUAUCAUUUCUCUGCCUCACGUGGAUUCACAUACACAACCAGUUUACUCCCACAGGAGGAGUUGGUUUCAGGACAAGGGGCUACUUCUGUAAACCCGGAGGGAACACGGGACACAACACAAACAACAUCUGCAUUGGUUUGACCACAAACACUAAAUUCAGCAAAUAUAAAUGAGUUCAUCUAGAAAUCAUUUAAACUAUCCUUCCAUCCAUUUUCUCUAGCCGCUUAUCCUCGGAGGGUCACGGGGGGGCUGAUUCCUAUCUCCAGCAGUCUCCGGGUAGCCAGGCGGGGUAGAUACUGUACAGUUGCCAGUCCAUCGCUGGGCAACACAGAGACCCCAUUCCAAUACUCGCCCUGUGGUCUUCAGCAAAGUGCACUUGGAGGAAGUGCUUUGAGUGCGUAGUACACAAGUGUGCAAAUAAUUGUCGCAUUGAGACAGGGAGCAUUGUCUCUAGAGCCCUGCACGGGCCUAAAAUCUGAGCCCGUGUCCGGCCCGGCCCGAGGGGGUGGAGCCCCAGCCCGACCCGAGCCCAACUUUUUUUAACCAACUAAAUGAAAACAAAAUGCGUCAAUUCUGACCAAUGUGUUUAAAAGACGUGCAGGAUCCGAUCAAUUUGUUUUUCCCUCAUUUACAGCGACGGAGACAACGGGGCAGUGCGCCUGGCUCUGGUGGUAAUCAAGUUUAAUUUUAUCUCUUUGCAACAAUUUUCACAAGAAAACAGAACAGUUAAAAGCAGGGCUUGUGUUGACCGGACAGUUCCCGUAUUUGACCGUUUAUUUUGACGGAGAAAGAAUAGAAAGAAUUACCCCGACGCAUGCAGACGAACUGACAUUUUAUUCAUUACGCACAUCGCAGAUGUAGCUAAAUCACUCAAGAAAAGAUUCCCAUCUGAACAUCUGAGCUGGACACCGCUCAGCGCAGCUCACUGUCAGCGCGUACUACAUAAGGUCCACAGCGAGCUGAAGAUGUGGAGAGGGGCUUGGAGCGCGUCGCAGAACCAGAGCGCAUGCGGGAAGGUUCCUCCCACUGAAGCGAGAGUUUUCCAAACCCGGUCUCUCAGAGAGACUUGUCACUUAGAAAAUGUUCCCUGAUUAUGACACUUUGGCUGAAUAGUGCUUGUUCCUGUCUCCAAUGUGGCGACACAUCCAGGAGCCGUCUGAGGAGAAUCCCAGAAUCUCACAUCCUCGUCAGCUCAGGAAGCGCCUAUGAUUACGCACAAGCGUGACGCGUCAACCCGGUCUCACAGUAAGACCGGGUUGGGCCUGUUCAGGUUUACGCAGACAAUCUUUACAUAUAAUUGACUUACAGAUAUAAAAUUAAUGCAGUAAAAAUAUAAAGCAUUUUAUUUAAAUAUCCAUUCAUUAUUUUACAAGCACAGAGAGCCGCAUCAGAUUCAGAUCAGCGGGAAGAUUCCUCCGACUGAAUUCCGUCUGAGGAAUCUUCCCGCAUGCGCUCUGGUUCUGCGACGCGCUCCAAGCCCCUCUCCACAUCUUCAGCUCGCUGUGGACCUUAUGUACGUGCUGACAGCGAGAUGCGCUGAGCGGUGUCCAGCUCAGAUGUUCAGAUGGGAAUCUUUUCUUGAGUGAUUUAGCUACAUCUGCGAUUUGCGUAGAAUAAAGUGUCAGUUCGUCUGCAUGUGUCGGGGUAACCCCAAAAUUCCACUACCUCCGCUCCGCUCCGGCACGAACUCCGCAGCAAAAUCGGUCCCAUUGUAGUCAAUCAGAGCUUUUCCACUACUGUGGCCGUGCGGCGCAGUGCGCCACCCGCCGUUCCGCCAGCGCCUCCGCAGUCAAUGGACAGAAAUCACAACUGCCCAACAGGAAAAGGAGCAAGCACAACUUCCAUUAUUUCACAAUAAAUCGAUAAACAAAAAGCAUUUUUUGUUUCAUAUGCACAGGUUUAACAACUUUUAACAACUAUCAAUGGCGGCUGAACUUUAAAUGCACAAAAAUAAGCCAUAAAUACAGUUUCCACUAUCAAAGUAGUCACACUUUGUUGAUCCAAACGCUGCUGAUCUCUCAACACAAAUGAUGGGCAGAUUAAACAGUUAAUUUCGAUGCUUCUCCCACAUAACGGGUGUUUGGAUCUAACUUCCGCGUUCAUUGCUCGGACUGUAUCGCAAGAUCUCAAAAAUCCCGCGCAUGCCUGUUUGCGCACCUCAGGUCUCCGCACCGGAGUGGAGCCGUUGUAGAGCGGGUACCAGUAAAAAUUGAGUUCGGAAGCGAGCGGCUGCGGAAGGCGGGGGCGGAGCGGAGCAGAGGUAGUGAAAUCUUGGGGAAAUUCUUUCUAUUCUUUCUCCGUCAAAAUAAACUCAAAUACGGGAACUAUCCGGUCAACACAAGUCCUGCUUUUCACUGUUCUGUUUUCUUGUGAAAAUUGUUGCAAAGAGAUAAAAUGUAACUUGAUUAACACCAGAGCCAGGCGCACUGCGCCGUUGUCUCCGUCGCUGUAAAUGAGGGAAAAACAAAAUGAUCGGAUCAUUUUCUGACCUUCCCCACCUACAAAGCUUAAUUACAACAAUCAAACGUGACAGAGCCUGGAUUUGUAUUCUGAACAGUCUAAACAUGUUUUUAAAAAGAAACGUAUGACAAAAGUGGCACCUGCUCAGUAAAACCACCAACAGGGUGAAAAAUAUCUAAAUGUUGUCGGCAGAGACGGGCUACAACUUCUGGAUCCACUUUAUAUAAAUCGUUUUAUUGAUUAUCGUCUUAUGAAAGAUAACUUUGACGUACACGAGCGACCGGUACCGGCUGCUGUCACCUGUUGUGAGCAGCGCUCUGCUGUCUGAGGGUAAGCCCCGCCCACAACGCCGCGGCUGCUGUGGCUCCCAGUGUUUUCUUUACUGUGGGAAACGGGUAAUAAUGGCUCUUUGAUGGGAACAGGUUGCCGACCCCUGGUUUAAGUGUUUAAUUUUUUUAAAUGAAUUCGAUUAAAAAUAAAGGCGCCCGGCCCGUGUCUGAGGUAAUUACACAGUGGUUGGCCCGAAGCCCGGCCCGAGGGCCGUCGGGCCGGGCCGGGCCGACCCAAGGGCCUGGGGCUUCAGUGCAGGGCUCUAAUUGUGUCAUCGAUCGCAAUGCAUGCCAGGAUGCUGGUCACUGUGAUACUUUUAAGAACCUUUAUUAAUAACUUUCAAACAACCAGUUAUUAGAAAUACAUUUACAUUUAUUGCUGCUUUGUCUAAAACAUUCAGAGCAUCAACUAAUCAUCCUAAAACAAACUAAUUUCAUUAGAAAAUACAUAUUUUCAGAAACGGCCCUUGAGCCUGUUCUCCCGCAGCAAUGGAUUGUGGGUAAUUCGAUGCGGACUUGGAUGAAUUGCGGAUCAAUGUUGCAAAAGGGGCGUGAUCAACUUCCACACUUGAGAAUCGGGAGAGCCUACGCACUCGCACCCCUGGUCGGGAUCGCGCAGCUGAAGGGUGCAAGGGUGGAAGUGCGAGUAUUUAUAAAAUAAAACUCAUUUAUUUUUCUGUUUUGUGUAGGAUCAAACUUCUACUUUCUAAAUGAGGAAUCGUUUCCACGUCUGAACAAAUCAGUCGGGGUCCACACAGUUCAUUUCUAACUCCGAAUUAAUCAGUUUUGGUUACAUAAAAAUCUGAUUUUAUGUCCAAAUGUUUCCAUUCUCCAUACCUUUAUUGUGAAAAUCUUCAUGUUUUAUGUGUGGGAAGACCAGUAACUAAUGAGACCAUGUGUGUGAACAGAGCUAAUGUUCUGAUGGACCUGUGUCUCCGACCCAGCCCCUGGACUGGUCGUAGGGGAGCUGAGUGAACUGUUGUAGUACCCGGUUUAUUUAUCUGAUGAAUAUUAAUAAAGCUCCUGUAGUGUGUAGGACGUGUCGAUGUAGAACCUUCUGGUUGGAGAACCCAUCCGGACUUCUGGAGGACCUGGGACUUGGACUACACGUCCUCUCCUGCCUUCUGUACCAUGUGGCGUUGUGCUGAACUUCCCAUCACCCCUCUCUUCCACAUGUCCCUGGUGCUGAGUGGGAUGCCCCAGCUCUUGGUUCUGGUUCUGUCCUCCUCAGUGACCCGUGUAUUUAUUGGUGUUCAUUUCCUGUUUUCUUAUUUAAGUGUCUGUCGGAUUCAGGAGAACUGGAGUUAGUUUAACGUGACGUCCGUGAUGUAGGAGUCCAUGUGAUCUAGAACACAAUAUUAACCAUCUCCUCCUGCCCUCCCCCUCCUCCUCCCUUCACCCCCUCGCUGCUCCUCAGUUUGUUUGGACACUCCUGCCUGCAUCUGAAGUAGUCUAGAGAGGAACGGGUUUGGACCUCUGUUUGGUUUCCAUGCGUGUUUCUGUAAAGCUGACUCGACACUUUUAUAAACGAUGUUUUUUAAUUCAUUUCUUAACAGAACUUGUCCAGAAACUAUAACCGACUGCUGAGUAAUGAAAUAAAUAGCUGACAAAACUCAAA